Penicillium antarcticum is the source of this 1794-nucleotide messenger RNA. Its product is annotated as proline--tRNA ligase. NCBI's taxonomy places the organism in Eukaryota, Fungi, Ascomycota, Eurotiomycetes, Eurotiales, Aspergillaceae. The transcript has 4 exons. The coding region runs from base 1 to 1794 and encodes 597 amino acids. Gene Ontology annotation, cellular component: aminoacyl-tRNA synthetase multienzyme complex; cytoplasm. Gene Ontology annotation, biological process: prolyl-tRNA aminoacylation. The record is from RefSeq and is a predicted model, not a curated record. Gene Ontology annotation, molecular function: proline-tRNA ligase activity; ATP binding.
AUGGCUAGCCAGAACCCCACCGAUACCCCCGCCGUCGAGGGCGCUGCUGCCCCUCAGGCUCUGCCUGAUCGCACCGCCAACCCCGCUGAUAACCAGACGGGUGAGUCAAAGAACGCCGCCAAGAAGGCCGCAAAGCUUGCAAAGCUCGCUGCUGAAAAGGCUGAGAAGAAGGCCGGUGGCAACAAGAAAGAAAAGGCUCCCAAGACCGAGGCCAAGAAGGCUCCCAAGAAGAAGGCCGAGGGUCCCCUUCUGAUUGGAAUUGAUGCAAAGAAGGACACCGACUUCCCCGAGUGGUACCAGCAGACGGUAGUCAAGAGUCAGAUGCUCGACUUCUACGAUGUCUCUGGAUGCUACAUUCUCAAGCCCACUUCGUACUUCAUCUGGGAGGAGAUUCAGAACUGGUUCAACAAGAAGAUCAAGAGUAUUGGUGUCAAGAACUGCUCGUUCCCUCUGUUCGUGUCGGAGGAUGUCCUGCAACGCGAGAAGGACCACAUUGAGGGAUUCGCCGCUGAAGUCGCCUGGGUUACCCACGCUGGCUCCACCCCUCUCGAGAAGAAGAUCGCCAUCCGCCCUACCUCCGAGACCGUUAUGUACCCAUACUACGCAAAGUGGAUUCGCAGUCACCGUGAUCUCCCCCUGCGUCUCAACCAGUGGAACUCCGUCGUCCGCUGGGAAUUCAAGAACCCCCAGCCGUUCCUCCGUACACGAGAGUUCUUGUGGCAAGAAGGUCACACCGCACACCUUACAGAAGCUGCUGCCCGCGAAGAGGUCUUGAUUAUUCUCGAAUGGUAUGCCAAGAUUUACGAGGAGCUUCUCGCUGUUCCCGUUAUCAAGGGUCAAAAGACCGAAAAGGAGAAGUUUGCCGGUGGUCUCUACACUACCACCGUCGAAGGUUAUAUCCCUGCCACUGGACGUGGUAUUCAGGGUGGUACAUCCCACGGUCUGGGCCAGAACUUCAGUAAGAUGUUCGGUAUCACCGUUGAAGAUCCCUCUGCCAAGGAAGGUGAGAAGAAGGACCCUCUCCUCGUCUGGCAGAACUCCUGGGGUUUGUCGACACGUACCCUCGGUGUCAUGGUUAUGGUCCACGGUGACGACAAGGGUCUGGUUCUCCCUCCCCGUGUGGCAGAGACCCAGGUCAUCAUUGUUCCUGUCGGUAUCACAGCCAAGCACUCCGAAGAGGAGCGCGAGAAGCUCACGGCUGAGGUCGACGGCCUCGUCGCUGUCCUCGUUGCCGCCGGUGUCCGUGCUGAGAGCGACCUCCGUAGCUACUCUCCCGGUUGGAAGUUCAACCAGUGGGAGAUGCGCGGAGUGCCCCUGCGCCUUGAGUUCGGCCCCGGCGAGUCCGCCGGCCACUUCGUCACCGCUGCCCGCCGUGACAUGGGCAAGGAGGGCAAGACCUCCAUCCCUAUUCCCGAGUUGGCAACCGCUGUUCCCGAGCUGCUCGAGACCAUCCAGAAGGAUCUCUUCAACCGUGCCGACCACGAGUACAAGACCCACCGCAAGCAGAUCACCAACUGGGACGAUUUCACCCCCGCACUCAACGAGAAGAACAUCUGUGUUAUUCCCUUCUGUCUGGUUGAGGAGUGUGAGGACCAGAUUAAGGAAAUGUCUGCUCGCAAGGCCGAGGAAGACUCUGGUGAGGCCGAGGAUGCCAAGGCCCCCAGCAUGGGCGCUAAGUCGCUGUGCAUUCCCUUCGAUCAGCCCGAGGGUAUCGAGGCCGGUGUUACUCGCUGCUUGAACCCCCACUGCACCCGUUUCGCCGAGAAGUGGUGUAACUUCGGCCGUUCCUACUAA